CUUCUGGAGAUGCGAGUGCUGAUUUGGCUUGCCCGUAAUCCCUGGCGGUUGCUGACUUGAUGCGGGUGAAGGUAUCGCACCCCUCCGGGCUGGCUGAGACGCACCGUCGCCGACUCAACGGUGUCUCAACAAGACGCCGGCGAGCUCAAUAUGACGAGUUUCUGAUGUUGCAUCCUGAUGCAUCGGUAGUCUCCGAAAACCAGGAGAACUUGUCACCUCCCAGUCCUUCAUACAUAGGCAUCCAAUUUGAUCCCUCGGGCAUACAUUCAUUCCUCAUUCAACAUAAAAACUUGCAAGAUCUGCGCUUGAUCACAACCAACAAACGAACGAACUUGGAGAGCUUCCUCUCCUCCUGGCUCUGUCAGGCAGACUGCGCCUGGACCCUCUUGCCAUAACUGAACACACGCCCUUUUUAUGUACUUCUGGCUGUAUCGGUAUGACAUACUUCCACUCUUCCAGCCAUUUCUCCCCCUUCAGUUAAUUCCAACAGGGUUUCUAUUCUCUGCGCCUCCUUCUUCCAGCCCUCCUCAACAACUUCCCAGUCCCCCCUCGUUUACAGGCCAUCCUUUUU
Puccinia graminis f. sp. tritici CRL 75-36-700-3 is the source of this 571-nucleotide messenger RNA. RefSeq lists its product as uncharacterized. NCBI's taxonomy places the organism in Eukaryota, Fungi, Basidiomycota, Pucciniomycetes, Pucciniales, Pucciniaceae. Bases 60 to 395 code for a protein of 111 amino acids. The record is from RefSeq and is a predicted model, not a curated record. The transcript is spliced from 2 exons.